AAAAAAAAGGGAACUUGGACGGGUAAAAAAGGAACUUGGACGGGAAAAAAAAGAACUUGGACGGGUAAAAAAGGAACUUGGACGGGUAAAAAAAAGGGAACUUGGACGGGUAAAAAAGGAACUUGGACGGGUAAAAAAAAGAACUUGGACAGGUAAAAAAAAGGGAACUUGGACGGGUAAAAAAGGAACUUGGACGGGUAAAAAAGGAACUUGGACAGGUAAAUAAAAAAAGGAACUUGGACGGAAAAAAAAAGAACUUGGACAGGUAAAAAAAAGGGAACAUGGAUAGGUAAAAAAGGAACUUGGACAGGUAAAAAAAGGGAACUUAGACAGGUAAAAAAAAAAAAAGGAACUUGGACAGGUAAAAAAAAAAAAAAAAGGAACUUGGACAGGUAAAAAAAAAAAAAAAAAGGAACUUGGACAGGUAAAAAAUGUAAUUUGAUCAGGUUUAAAAAAAAGCAUAAAUAAAAAAACGAACGCGUAGGCAUUGUUGAGGUCAAAAGGUCAUUGUUGAGGUAACGGUCUGGUCACACACAGGGUCUAACCCUGGCAGCGUAACAGCCCUCGUCUGCAGUCAGUACAUUAGAAUAUCCGAAAGAGGAAUUGGCCAUAAACUAGCUGAGUACCAUGCAGUAAUAUAACAAAAUGACAAAAUAUUUCAAAUGCAACCUCUCUCCCUCCCCCCCCCUCCCUCCCCGCUCCGCAGGAGAGUACAUUAAGACGUGGAGGCCGAGGUAUUUCUUGCUGAAGAAUGACGGUACGUUUAUCGGUUAUAAGGAGCGGCCACAGGACGUGGACCAGCUAGAGACGCCGCUCAAUAACUUCUCCGUGGCACAAUGUCAGCUGAUGAAGACGGAGAGGCCGAAGCCCAACACAUUCAUCAUCCGCUGCCUGCAGUGGACCACUGUUAUUGAGCGCACGUUCCACGUGGAGACCCCAGAGGAACGGGAGGAAUGGACUAAAGCCAUCCAGGCUGUGGCUGACAGUCUGCAGAAACAGGAGGAGGAGAUGAUGGACUCUUCUCCUGACCCCAUGGACAUGGAGAUGUAUCUAACCAAACCUCGGCAGAAAGUGACUAUGCAUGACUUUGAAUACCUCAAACUCCUUGGGAAAGGCACUUUUGGCAAAGUCAUCUUGGUGAAGGAGAAGGCCACAGGAAAAUAUUACGCCAUGAAAAUCCUUAAGAAGGAAGUAAUAGUAGCGAAAGAUGAAGUGGCUCACACACUCACAGAAAACCGCGUCCUCCAGAAUUCUAAGCACCCUUUCUUGACGGCGCUGAAAUACUCGUUCCAAACACACGACCGCCUGUGCUUCGUCAUGGAGUACGCGAACGGAGGAGAGCUUUUCUUCCACUUGUCACGGGACCGGGUGUUCUCUGAGGAUCGGGCACGGUUCUACGGAGCAGAAAUCGUUUCUGCACUGGACUAUCUGCACUUGGAGAGGAACGUGGUUUACCGCGACCUGAAGCUGGAAAAUCUGAUGCUGGACAAAGACGGCCAUAUAAAGAUCACUGACUUUGGGCUUUGUAAAGAGGGCAUAACGGACGGAGCCACCAUGAAGACGUUCUGCGGCACCCCAGAGUAUCUGGCACCUGAGGUGCUGGAGGACAACGAUUACGGCCGCGCCGUAGACUGGUGGGGUCUGGGCGUGGUCAUGUACGAGAUGAUGUGCGGCCGCCUGCCCUUCUAUAACCAGGACCACGAGCGCCUGUUUGAGCUCAUCCUUAUGGAGGACAUCCGCUUUCCCCGUACACUCGCCCCUGAGGCUAAAUCCCUGCUCUCCGGCCUUCUCAAGAAAGACCCCAAACAGCGGUUAGGAGGUGGGCCUGAUGAUGCGAAAGAAAUCAUGCAGCACAAGUUUUUCGCUGGAAUCGUGUGGCAAGAUGUUUAUGAGAAAAAGCUGACCCCUCCAUUUAAGCCCCAGGUUACCUCAGAGACGGAUACGAGAUAUUUUGACGAGGAGUUCACCGCACAGACCAUCACUAUCACACCACCGGGAGAAGAUGAAAACAUGGAGCCGUUCGACAGCGAGAGGAGACCCCACUUCCCCAAGUUCUCCUACUCUGCCAGUGGAACCUGUUAGACAGCCCUUCUCCCCCCAUAUCAGCCACCGCGCCACUGAGUCCAGCGCCCUCUGCCAGGUGCUCCGGGUAGCUGUUGCUCUUUUGCACCACUGACCGACGACACAUUUCCCCCUACAACACGCAACCUGGCCCAAGUGCACAGGCAGCCUUCUCCUGGAUCUCAUCCGCUUCAGAUUGUGGCCCUCUCACCAUUUUGGUUUGCUUUACAUUUCAUAAUCUCGUGAGCGACAAACAUCAAACUUCUAGCAGUUUUACGUUUCCUUUGUGGCCUUCUAAUGAUUAUUUUUAUUAUUUUAUUUUUCUGACUAUAUGAGAAGGAAAACACACACACACACACGCACGCACAAAAAUGAGUGCAUCAGCUGAUAGGUUUUAUAACCAAGUCAGAUAUUUACAGUAGAGUUAAUGAAAUGCCAAAUAUACUCGUUUUACUUGUAUUUAAAAAAAAAAAAAGAAAGAAAAAAAAAAAAAAAAAAGAA
Molecule: messenger RNA, 2562 nt
Organism: Ictalurus punctatus (channel catfish)
Lineage: Eukaryota; Metazoa; Chordata; Actinopteri; Siluriformes; Ictaluridae
Gene: akt1
Product: v-akt murine thymoma viral oncogene homolog 1
Exons: 12
Coding region: 646-2082 (478 amino acids)
Biological process (GO): protein phosphorylation
Molecular function (GO): protein serine/threonine kinase activity; ATP binding
Source: RefSeq, a predicted model, not a curated record